AUGCCUCCUCUUCCUUCUCCUCCUCCUCAUCAGAUCAUAAGCCGCACCCUUCGAAAUGCGGGGUGCCUUGCUCCCCGUCCCCCGUGGGCGAAGAAGCUGCCGCCGCCGCACUCCAGGCUCAACUCAACCUCGCAGGCGGUGAGCCACGGGAGAGCUCGCCCUCCCACGACAUGCCCGACGACGCCCGCGAGACGAGGCUUCUGCGCUUCAGGCCACCAUCGCGACUCUGACUUUGCCGCCGCCGCCGACAUGACGCCGCCGUCCGCCGGAGGGGGUCUGCCCCGGUCCAACUCCUGCAGGACGCACGCGAGGGCCCGCCUCCAGGAGACGCUCACGGCCGACCUGCUCGAGAGGCUCCGCCGCUUCUGGUUCAAGCACCUCAAGACGGACGACGCCUACAUCCUGCCGCAGAAGAGCCAGAUGGGGCGGUGGUUCUUUUCCGACGCCGACUUUGACCAGGUUUGCGUGAGAAAGUACCGUCCCGUCCUCGAGGCCAUGAGGUCGGCGCGGACAACGAGCAAAGACCUGCUCUCCAUCCUGAGGCCCUCCACACCCCUGCAGUGGCUCGGCCUCGUCCUCCUCCUGGACCAGGUCCCGCGCAACGUCUACCGCGGCCCCGAGUCGUCCGUCGUCUUCCACUUCUUCGACCCCGUCGCCCGCGAGGUCGCCCAGCACGCCAUCGAAGCCGGCGCCCCGACCCACCACCGGGUCCGGUACCGCGUCGCCUACCGCAUGUGGUUCUACCUGCCCCUCAUGCACUCCGAGGACCUCGCGCUGCACGACGCCGCCGUCGGCCACUACCGCCGCAUGAGGGACGACUUCGAGGAGCUCAUGGCCGGCGACGGCGCCGCCGGGCCCGACGACCAGCGCAAGUGCUGGGGCGUGCUGGCCGCCCGCCGCGAGGCCGCCCGGGACCUGCUCGAGACCAACUACGACUUUGAGAUGAAGCACCGGGACAUCAUCGUGCAGUUCGGCCGGUACCCCCACAGGAACGCCGCCAUGGGCCGGCCCUCGACGGCCGAGGAGAGGGACUAUCUCGACAACGGCGGCGAGACGUUCAACAACAGCAGCAGCGGCGGCAGCGGCGGCGACGGCAAGUAA
Molecule: messenger RNA, 1101 nt
Organism: Colletotrichum higginsianum IMI 349063
Lineage: Eukaryota; Fungi; Ascomycota; Sordariomycetes; Glomerellales; Glomerellaceae
Exons: 2
Coding region: 1-1101 (366 amino acids)
Molecular function (GO): protein binding
Source: RefSeq, a predicted model, not a curated record